This is a messenger RNA of Beta vulgaris subsp. vulgaris (sugar beet), 4436 nucleotides long. RefSeq names its product protein FAR-RED ELONGATED HYPOCOTYL 3. The coding region runs from base 1613 to 4165 and encodes 850 amino acids. Gene Ontology annotation, biological process: regulation of DNA-templated transcription. The record is from RefSeq and is a predicted model, not a curated record. NCBI's taxonomy places the organism in Eukaryota, Viridiplantae, Streptophyta, Magnoliopsida, Caryophyllales, Amaranthaceae. The transcript has 8 exons. Gene Ontology annotation, molecular function: zinc ion binding.
CUUCUCCUUCUUAAUAAACCACUCUUUCUCUCUCUUCUCUUUUAAUAAUUACUACUUCUUCUCUCUGUUUAAUCUCAAAUUACGUUCCGAUUUUGGCUGUUUUUGUGUCUGAUUAUGAUGAAUUUUGUUUCAAUUUUAGGAUUUAUGAUUGUCUUGUAAUCCAAUUUUAUGUACAGUGUGUUUUUUAGAUUAGAGUUAGGGUUUCAAUUGAUAAUCGAAUUGUGUUCGUUGAAUUAAGUCUUAAAUGUAGUAAUCUGUUGUGUUUAUUGUUCGAAUCUUUAAGAUUUCUUUGAGAUUUUUUUGUACUCUAGGAAUUUUUGUGAGUCAGUUAAAUCAAAUAAUCAAUUAGUAAAAUUCAAAUGAGGUUUUUUUUUUUGUUUGAAUUUUGUAGAUUUUUGUAAUGUUAAUCAUGAUUUGGUCGAUAUUAGAGGGAUAUGAUUUUUUUUGGGCUGAUUUAAGAUUGUUUUGAUUUGAGUUUUAGGGUAUAUGUAUAUGUAUUGGAGUAAUUCUGUUGUUAGGAAAGUGGAGCUUUAUGAAAACUGGAAUUACAUACUGGAGUUUACAAAAUUCUCGCACCUUUGGUAAAUAUUAUAAUGUGACUUAACUUAGGAGGUUUGAAUUAUUCAAAAUUAUAGAGAUUAAUAUGAUUAUUGAUUAAUGUACUUAGCAAUGUAGAAAAUGUUAUUUUUGGUCUGUGAUUUUGUUGGAUCUGUUGGAUCUGUUGGAAGAGGCAGAGUUUUGUAUUUGUUGGGUCUAAUGGGGAAUUUGGUGUUUGUCUCUCAAAUAUGCAUAUCACUCUUACAAGCUGUUUCUGGAUCGCUCGUAAAUUCCAGUAAUGAGGCAUUAGAAUCUCAAUUCCCAAGUAUGUGAGGGUGAUAUGCAUUAUCUCAGAGAUAAAUUCGGCAGUCCUUGGCGCUUAAGGGAGUACCUUGCAUUAUUUUGUAAUCAAACUUGUUAUACUUAUUAGGAUGUUUUUUUCAGAGAAGUUGUUAUGCUUAUGUUUGACGGUUGGAUCAUCCGAAUUCUAUAUCUUGUGCAUGUUGAAUGUUCUGAUAGGAGGAAUUUUGUGAAUUUUGAGAGAGAGUUUGAUGUGUAGUGAUAUAGAUGAUUCUAAGGAUGAUAAUGGUUGAGAAGAAUUUGAUAGUUGCAUGUGCAAAUAUCUGCUAUUGGUUCAUAUAUGUCAUUUGUUCAUGGAGUCUUCAUGGUUUAAGCAUAUCUUUUUCAUCCGUGAAUGUUCGAUUGGGACAGCGAACUUUGAGAGUAUGGCCAUCUGGAAUUGAAAGUAUGGCUAUCUGAAAUUGAAUGAUUUAUAGUUUUAGUGAUCAUAUUUUUGUCAUUCUUUAUGUCCAUAUAUGCCUACGAUUCCGGAGCACCCUCCCUUCUGAUGAAUUGAAUUCUUCAAUAGUUAUUGCCUGAUUGGCUGCAGCUGAACAUGGUCUUUCAAAUCCCCUUUUUCUGGUUCGGAAGCUCUCAGCCUCUCACGUCGUUGCUUCUUGAAUUAAAUUAAGAACGGGGUUCUUACUAUAUAAUUGUCCCUCCCUUGUUUGCCAGCAUAUAGGAGCUUGAGUUGGAUCAUUUCUAAGAAGGUAAUUGUUGGAAGUAGUUUGCCAUCAUGGAUAUAGAUCUUAGAUUACCGUCUGAGGAACAAGAUCGACAAGAUGAAGAUCAAAACACUGUUAGUGAUAUGUUGGACAGAGAAGACAAACUAGAUAACAGCGGAGAUGGAGAGACUGCUCUAAUUGUUGGAGAGGUGCAUGCUGAAGAGGAACUAACUCUGAAUUCUACAACUUCUGAUCUGGCUGUUUUUAAUGAAGAUGUGAAUCUAGAGCCCCUAUCUGGUAUGGAAUUUGUAUCUCAUCAGGAAGCAUAUGCUUUCUAUCAGGAAUAUGCCAGGUCUAUGGGAUUUAACACAGCUAUUCAAAAUAGUCGUCGUUCAAAGACAUCAAGAGAGUUUAUAGAUGCAAAGUUUGCAUGCUCUAGAUAUGGAACUAAGAGAGAGUAUGACAAAGGUAAUCGGCCUCGUAUCCGACAAUGUAACAAGCAAGAACCUGAAAGUGCUACUGGCCGUCGAUCUUGUGGAAAGACCAACUGCAGAGCAAGUAUGCACGUGAAAAGGAGGCCAGAUGGCAGGUGGGUGAUACAUAGUUUUAUUAAGGAGCACAACCAUGAGCUUUUACCUGCUCAAGCUGUCAGCGAGCAAACGAGAAAGAUGUAUGCUGCAAUGGCUAGAAACUAUGCUGAAUAUAAAAACGUGGUUGGUUUAAAGAAUGACUCAAAGGUUCCCUCUGAUAAAAGUCGUAAUUUGUUACUAGAAGCAGGGGAUGCUAAGCUCUUGCUUGAAUUUUUCACACAAAUGCAAAAUGUGAAUUCUAACUUCUUCUAUGCUGUAGAACUGAGCGAUGAUCUGCGAUUGAAGAGCUUAUUGUGGAUUGAUGCCAAAAGUAGGCAUGACUACGUCAAUUUUAGCGAUGUGGUCUCCUUUGAUACGACAUACAUCAGAAACAAGUAUAAAACGCCUCUUGCCCUUUUUGUCGGGGUUAAUCAACACUAUCAGUUCAUGCUACUUGGAUGUGCAAUAGUUUCUGAUGAAAGCUCAGCAACAUAUGCAUGGAUACUACAAACAUGGUUGAAAGCUAUGGGUGGACAAGCUCCAAAAGUGAUUCUUACUGAUCACGAUAAUGCUAUUAAAUCAGCUGUUUCUCAAUAUUUUCCAAAUGCUCGGCAUUGCUUUCAUUUGUGGCAUAUCCUCGGAAAGGUUUUGGAAAAUCUUGGUCAUGUCAUCAAGAAGCAUGAGAAUUUUAUGGCAAAAUUUGACAAAUGCAUUUACAGGUCAUGGGGUGAUGAGGAGUUUGAGAAGAGGUGGCAUAAGCUUGUUGCAAAAUUUGAACUUAAUAAAGAUGAUGAGUGGAUUCAGUCACUUUAUGACUAUCGUAUGUUGUGGGUUCCAACGUACAUGAAAGAUUCCUUUUUAGCUGGCAUGUCGGCUGUUCAGCGAUCUGAUAGCGUCAAUUCUUAUUUUGAUAAAUUUCUACACAAAAAGACUACAGUCUCAGAGUUUCUAAAGCAGUAUGACACCAUUGUUCAAGACAGAUAUGAAGAAGAAGCUAGAGCAGACUCUGAUACGUGGAAUAAACAGCCAGCAUUAAAAUCUCCAUCUCCUUUUGAGAAGCAUAUGUCAACAUUAUAUACACACGCGCUGUUCAAGAAAUUUCAAGUUGAGGUUUUGGGCGCAGUCGCAUGUCAUCCUAAGAGAGAGAGACAAGAUGAGUUGAAGACAAUAUUUAAGGUUCAAGAUUUUGAAAAGAAUCAAGACUUCAUGGUUACAUGGAACGAAUUGAAAUCAGAAGUUUCUUGCAUAUGCCAUUUGUUCGAAUACAGAGGUUUCCUUUGUAGACAUGCAAUGAUUGUUCUCCAAAUCUGUGGCCUUUCCAUGAUUCCUUCUCAAUACAUUUUGAAACGAUGGACAAAAGAUGCUAAGGAUAGGCAUUUAAUUGUAGAAGGGACUGAACAAGUACCUUCUAGGGUCCAACGGUAUAAUGACUUGUGUAAUCGAGCAAUGAAAUUGGGUGAAGAGGGAUCAUUAUCCCAAGAAAGUUACGCUCUCACCCUCCGUGCUCUGGAUGAAGCAUUUACCAAUUGUAUCGGAGUAAAUAAUGCUUGCAAGAUUCUUCCUGAAGUGGGUACAUCAGCUGCUCAUGGGCUUCUCAGCAUUGAGGACAGCAGUCCUAGUAGGAGCUUUAGUAAAACAGCAAAAAAGAAGAAUCCAACCAAGAAACGGAAGGUGAACGCAGAAGCGCAGCCUAUGACUAUUGGGCCUCAGGACGGCUUGCAACAAAUGGAUAAGUUAGGCUCCAGACCAGUAACUACUCUUGAUGGAUUCUAUGGCACACAACAGGGUGUGCAAGGGAUGGUGCAACUGAACUUGAUGGCUCCAACCCGUGAGAAUUACUAUGGAAGUCAACCAGCAAUUCAGGGACUUGGACAAUUGAAUUCAAUAGCACCUAGUCAUGAGGGUUAUUAUGGUCAACAAAGCAUGCAUGGGCUGGGGCAGAUGGAUUUCUUCCGUGCACCAACUGGUUUCUCGUAUGGAAUUCGGGUUAGUUCACCUGAAGAGGCCAAUGUUAGGUCUGCACAAAUGCACGACGAUGGAGCCAGACAUUCUUAAAAGAUUGGAGCACAUGAAGGGACUUUGGUAACAAUGUGCUUUGGAGUUGGAAGGUUAGUGCUCUUACAGCUAUCUGAAAGAGUGAACGAGGCACCUUCUCCUGGUUUCUGGAGAUACUUUCGUCGCUUUAGUUUGAUGUUUAAGUAGACUUGGAGCUUAACAAUUAUUCAUGGUAAGCCUAUAGGAUUAGCUAUUUAGCUUUUAUUUGUACAAGCUGUUGUAUAAUUUUACACAUUAGUUAUCUAUGAUAACUUUAUAAUUUUUUUUCGCA